This is a messenger RNA of Trichomycterus rosablanca, 7115 nucleotides long. It is a transcript of the gene rnf38, whose product is annotated as ring finger protein 38. Lineage: Eukaryota; Metazoa; Chordata; Actinopteri; Siluriformes; Trichomycteridae. The record is from RefSeq and is a predicted model, not a curated record. Gene Ontology annotation, biological process: protein ubiquitination. The transcript has 13 exons. Gene Ontology annotation, molecular function: ubiquitin protein ligase activity. The coding region runs from base 166 to 2118 and encodes 650 amino acids.
AACGGACUGAACGGGACGAUCGGAGCUUCAACACAUUUCACUUCGGCUGUGGAGGAAAUUUGGGAUUAAUUUCUCUCACAUAUAAGAAUCGAGCCAGUCAUUUCCCUGAUCCGUUUGUUGGCCUAAAAAGAAACACAAGAGGAACCUUAUCCAGACCUGAAGGAAAUGCCAGUUGCAGCCACUGGUCAGCCAGCAGUAUCUCCCGAGCCCCGUGUGCGUUCCCGGCUCACCGCCGGCGCCGAUCGUGUGCCCAAGCGUCCACCUCAGCUGCACGAGGUCUCUGGCUACGGCGUGCCGGACUUCGCUCGAGCGACUGACGGACUUCCUACUGGACUUGCUGCCUCCAGGUCAGCGUUUUCGCCCAUGCCACUUACCCUCUCGCCCCAGCCCAUGGCCGCGGAGCCACCCAGGACUCGCUCUCGUUCGCGCUCGGGAUUUUACCAGGGUGCCGGUGUUAACAACGGGGCUCCAAGUGCCGCUGCAAACCUUCAGCAGCCGCAGCACAACGGAGCAUGUGCAAUGCUGGGAGCUCAUGGACUUUCGGAUAACCUCCGCCCGCCCACGGGCGUCCUUUCGCCCGGUGGUCUUCGACACCCGGGACCCGGAGUGCACAGGAGCCCUGGAUCAGGAGCGAUGGGAGGAGGAGUGUAUCACUAUCACUCGGAGCCCGUCUGUGCAGACACCACUAAUCUGAUGGAGGGCUCUCCGAGCCCGAAACGCCAGCGUCUUUCCCAGCAGUCUGUGCUCGAGCUGGCCUCGGCCCCGCCCUCAACGUCCUCUCCACCCAUCAGACCGUGGGAGCUGCCCCCCAGUCGCAGGCCACACCCUCAUUCACACUACCACUCGGAGCGCUGCCACACCCCUGCCAGGCAGAGGCGCAGCCCUCCAGCACGGCGUCAGCGCGCUCGGCGUGAACGUCUCUCGCGGCUCCAUCACGGCUCGCCCGGCGGCCCUCAGGACGAGAACUACCGCCACCACCCUCACCCGCUUCACUCCUACGGCCAGCCCUUGCCCCCUCAUCCACCCGUGGGCAGCGAAGAGCCCCGCGCCUUUCACCCCCCUGCGCUGUCUCCACGGUUACUGCACCCGCAGCAGCAGGGCACGGUGGUCAUGGACCUGCACGAACAGCUCCCUCAGGGUACAGUCCCCGUAUCGUACACCGUGUCGGCAGUGCCGGCUCAUGCCCUCCCACCACAGCUUUGUACCGGACAGCACAUCCCAGCGCGCUCCUCUCCGCAGCAUGUACCCGCCUGCUCGGUGGUCUUCAGCAGUCAGCAGCAUUACCCAGUCGGUCCUCCACCGAUGUUGCCGGCGUGUUCGGUGCAGCACUUGCCCGUGCCGUACCCGUUCCCGUCCCUGCUCACCAGCGACUCGGCCUUCCUGCUGCACCCGCAGCACCACCUCUCGCACCAUCACCACCCGCCCCAUCUCCACCCGCCCACACACUUCCUUCCCUUCCAGACACAACAGUCCCGAUCGCCACUGCAGAGGAUCGAGAAUGAAGUGGAGCUGCUCGGAGAACACCUGCCAGUAGCGGGCGGCUUUAACUACGCCCACUCGGGCCACCCCAGCCCCUUGCCGCACUCCACGCCGCUGCAGUUCCUCACCCAUGACCCCCUGCCUCAGGAGCUCUUUGGAGUGCCCUAUCCUCACUUCAUGCCUCGAAGAUUCGCCGGCCGGCGCUAUCGCUCCCAGCAAGCCAUGGCACCGCCCCCCUACCACCCAGGCCUCCUCCCGUACUUCCUGUCCGUUCUUCCAGUGCAGCCCACCGCUGUGGCACCCACUAUCAGUCUGGAACUGGACGUCGAUGAUGGAGAAGUGGAAAAUUACGAGGCACUGUUGAACCUGGCCGAGCGUCUCGGGGAAGCCAAACCACGCGGACUGACUAAGGCUGAUAUUGAACAGCUGCCAUCCUACAGAUUUAACCCCAGUAACCACCAGUCUGACCAGACUCUGUGUGUGGUGUGCAUGUGUGACUUCGAGUCUCGACAGCUGCUGCGAGUUCUGCCGUGCAACCACGAGUUCCACGCCAAGUGUGUCGACAAGUGGCUGAAGGCUAACAGGACCUGUCCCAUCUGCCGCGCCGACGCCUCCGAAGUCCAGCGGGAUUCUGAGUGACGGUCCCCCUUCCCCAGAUCCGCACACCCGCCGGACUCUCUCGUAACACACUGGACCGAAUAUCCUGGCUCCUGUCACCGCUUCCUUUGAUAAAACACUCGCACACGACUGUAUAGGUUCUGCUUCCGUUCACAUCACAGUUUAACUACCAAGCAAGCACAGACACACACACACACACACACACACACACACACACACACAAAACCUGAGACUCUAAAGACUCGUUCUCUGUUUCAAUUCACUCACUCGUCAUUUUCAGUUCAUUGUUCUGUUUCGUUAUUUUUAGGUUCAGGGCUGCAACUAGUGAAUAUUUUUAGAUUCUAUUCAAAUAAAAUAAAAAAACCUUGACCUUUUUAUAGAUUCUAAUGGAAAACAUCUACAUUAAAAUACUAAAUUAAGGUACAGGCUGGUACAAUCACUAAAGCUUAGGAUCAAACUCAGGUUUCUGAUCAUGGAAACUGAGCAGCACAAACACUACCUACUGCAUCACCAAAAAAGCAAGUAAUAAUUACGAUACUUAUACCACCACCUGUUACAAAAGUAGAAACGUUGUCUGGAAAUAAAAAAGUCAAGUACAGAUUUAGUUUUGAUUAUAUGAAAGAUUUUUUAAAGCUGCAGUUUGUAACUUUGCUGAUUUAAAAUGAAAGAAUUAUAAUUUUUAAAGUCUAAUUUAUAUGACCUUCUUGUGUUGGUGUAAAAGACCUGUGGUAAUAAUAUUAUAGUAAUUCAAAAACAAAAACAGUGCGGCCAGGUGAAAAUGAGUCUGUGCAGAAUGACGGAUUUUUGUUUUUUAUUAAUCUUUAAUUUAUUUGUAUUUCUUUUUUCUCCAUCCAAUCCAGUCGUGUCCAAUUCGAGCUUUUCUCUCCCUCUCUUCUGCCACCACCCUCGAUCGAGGAGGGCUGAGGCUGUCGGCACAGUCGUCGAUCGCUUCUUUUCACCUCCCAGGGCCGGCGUCUUGCAGAUCAGCCGCCCCCGGUGCAGGCACACCUACCGUUCGGAAGAGGUCAUGAAUGCCUCAGCGACGGGGAGCCCUGUUUCAGCUAUCGUCCCUCUUCGUACAGAUAGAGAAAGAUAAAUAGACACGCAUAUACUUUAUUCAUCUAGAAGAAUUAAAGAGCACACAGCAAGUCAUGUGUCUGUGUAGCUUUCUAGUUGGCUGAUAUGAACGGAUAUAUUUUAAAUAUCAGUUCGCUUAAUGUCAUAAAAAUAGACCUCUGACCUCAUGGUCAGGUUCUGAUGUAGGUAUAGAUAGGGAUUCAUGGUGGUUAAGUGGGUAGCACUGUCACCUCACAGCAAGAAGGUCCUGGGUUUCGAUCCUCAAGUGGGACGGUCCGGGUCCUUUCUGUGUGGAGUUCAUGUUCUCCCCAUGUCUGGGUGGGUUUCCUCCAAGAGCUCUGUUUUUUUUCCCUACAGUCAGGUUAAUUGGAGAUACUAAAUUGUCCAUGACUGUGUUUGACUGAUGAGUCUUGUGUAAUGAGUAGCUACUGUUUCUGUCAUGAAGUGUAAAACCUGACGUUAAAAUUCUAAUAAAUAGAUAAAUAAAUAUAGAUAGGGAUAUGGGUAACGACUUGUUCUUUCAAACAGUAUAGAAAUGCCAUUCUUCAGAAACCCCAGACCUGUAAUGUUCUGUUUUCACAGACUAAUGGAAUCAACCGGUCACAUUCUGCCAUCAGAUCAGUGCUAGAUUUGUCAUAAAUCUCAUAUUGUUUAAAAACAUUGUUUCAAUUUACUUGCAGUAAUAUAUUUUUACCAGAGAGGUCUCCAAAGCUCCAAACGUUACAGACUGCAGCUUUAAUGAUCGAAGUUUUCACUAUUUUGCAUUGCAGCCCUGUAGAGAUGGGUACUGGCUGGUCAUGCUUGCUGUUCUACGUUUAAAAGUGUGUGUGAGAGUGUGUGAUAGAUAGGCAGUGAGAGAGUAAGUGUGCUAACAUUCCUAACUAGUUUUGAUGAGGAACUGGUGUCGGGCGCACGUCCUUCUUUUUCUCCCUUAUACUCUACUAAUAAAGAAAUUGCAUAUAUAUGUACGUAUGUAUGUAUCACUAUAACGGGACUGAUUAUCGAUUCAUACAUGUUUAAAAAAAAAAGUCUCAGAAGUUUGUAUGUGUAAAUAAACAGGUGGGGUUUUUGCGCAAUUAUGAUUAGCGGUUGUAUAGACUUGGAAUACUGUGAGUUACAUGAAUGACGGUGUGUGUGAGUGAGAGUGUGUUUGCACGUGUGUGUGUGUUCUGGUGUGUUAUUUAUCCGGUAUGUGUGGUACACAACACUGGUCUCCCGCUCUCGUGUGCUGGUGUGUGAUUGGUCAGGAGAUGUGCUUGAAAGGUGGCAAACUUCACUUUAAAAACCUCCCUUUAUUGAUAAGAAAUGAUGGAUUCAGUCUUCCUUCCAUUCUUCUGUUUAUUUGAUUAAAAUCACGUCUUGUCGUGCUGGAGUUUCCUCAUAACUACGGCUGACUGGUUCAUUAAUAUUGCAGGAAAUUGCCACACCCCUUCUACUGGUCCAUACUUUCAUUUAGUGGAGCUGGGUCAUACCGAUAUAACUGUAUGUGUGUGUGUGAUGGGUUAGGGUUCGGUAUCCACUGGGUUGUGUAAACAUCCAAAUGUUAUUGAGUGCAGAGCUGGGAAAUAUGGUAUCAAUAUAUUAUAUAAUCAGGCGUGGGAGUUGAAUCACUGCACAUCUGUACCAUUUAAGAACUGAGGGCAGUUUAAGGACGGCUUAAUUUGCUCGUAUUAUAUCAGUAUGAUGUAGGACUGGGUGGUUUGCUCAUGUGACAUCAAUAUCAGCUUGUAUUUGCCAUAUAGCUCAGCCUUAAGGAUACAAGAGUUUGGAGUUUGAGAACGUAGGAUCAGGCAGGUUGAUGAUGAUGAUGGUGAUGAUGUAUUCGCUCGUCACCCAUUCCUGAUUUUUCGUUGCACUAGUUGCAAUAACUUCAGUGAGAAUGCAAAGCCUUGCAAAGGUAUGGUUAGCAUUAGCGUUUGCUUCGGUACAGUUACACAAUCCUAAAUGCACUGUUUAUUUUUUUACGUUUUUAAAUCAUGGUCUGGUUCUCCCUUACACUCUGUACAUCCUUGUUCAUGUUUUCUGAUGGUUGGUUUCUGACUAGGCUGAUGACAAAUUAAGUCUAGACCUGUUUUUAGCUGGUGGAAAAUCACUGCUUGGCCUUUCUGCCGAUUUUUGAUUGGCAUUGCAACCCAGUUACUGUAACUUUGGAACCGUUCAGAUCUCCAGUCUGGCACCCCAGUUCACAAAUCUGAAAGACCUUCAUCCGUAACUGGGAGUGAACGUGGAGAAUCGAAACCCUGUAGACUUUUGUUUGUAUUUAAACACUAUUGCAUUGUUCAAUUAUGCACUUUCUGAAUCGUGUACUGUGGGUUCACUAAUUAAUUCAUUAGAUAACACACAGUUCAGUCUUAAGCUUGUUGUAUGGCUAGAAUCACGUAGCAUUAUCACGAAGUGUCAUCUUCCCCACUGAUUCACUUUAUUAAAUAUUAUUUUUCAUUACACGGUUGUUAGUUAAGCAAGACAGUACUGUCCUGAUAUAAACCAGCUAAUGCUAACUAAUGGUAGGUCUUCAGCUGUAGCUGUAUGACAUCCUGUAGCUAGCCAGCUCUACUAGUCUAUCCAAAAUUAGACUGUUGUGUACAAGUCAAACGUUUCCCCCAAUUUUCUUCCAUUCAUUACAAUUAUUCAAACACAGACUUUUAUUUAGUUCCGCUCGGCCACAUCAGCUGCUGUUGCUCUUGGUUUGUUUGUGUAUCGAGCUAACUUUAGUUCAGCUAUACGAAAAACUAACUAUAUCUGAAAAGCUACAUGAUAGACUUUCUGGCUGAAAUGUUCUGAAGAAAAUGAUCUCAGGUUUGGGUGCAAACAUUCAUCUGAUGUCCUAAUAAUAAAAAAAAAAGUCACAUAGCACAAGGGUGUGUCUGGGUUAAGUUUUGAUAGCGCUUCCCUGGGUCAAAAUGGUCAGAGCCAAUGCUGAAUCUGGUCAGCUGAUCACAAACGUACUUUUGACUGGCAUAAAGCACUGCAGUAAUUCAAUAUAACAGCUUACUGUACUGGCUACCUAAACACUGCAGUGUAGCUUAGCUUACAUGUUAAUUUACCUCUCCAGUAAUAGCAAUCAUCCGCUACACAACUAGCAAGAUUCAUCUCAAGCCUGCUAACAUGACAUGAAUGUUUUCCUUGACAGUACCAGUGUUUGCAAACUAGCUAACAUAACUCUUGUAUUUAAUCUGGUACUCUUGUGUAAUUAAGUUUAAUCAUGUGAGGGGGUUUCGGUUCACUUUUGAAAAGCUCUGCCUCUUGACUCAGGUGAUUUGGGUUUUUUCCCCCUAGAAAAAUCAGGAUGUGCAUUUCACAGUGAUUUCCUCGUCCGUCUCCCCGUCCCGUCCCGUCCCGGCGGAAUGUGUAAUAUGUGAGGGUGUGUAAUAUGAGUGUUAUAAAGAUCUCAAGCACAUGUACCCACCCAUAUGCACCCGUGAUAGUUCCUGCCUCCACCUUUGUGUACAUGCACGAGUGAGUGUGUGUGUGAAGUGUGAUGAACAAUUAUGAGCGGUUCCGGUGGGCUACGUAGGCUCUAUGAUCUGCAAUGUCACGUCAUAAAGCUCUUGUAGCUUGCUAACCUGUAGUGUCUUAACUGUAACAGCCGAUGCCUUUUGAGUCGUUCUUCAUUCAGCAUCAGACUUUAUAUUUCCGUCACUGAGUCGGUCUGCUUCUCUUCAGACAGUCCUGUUACUAAACCCGUGUUUUAUUUACAAGUAUUUUGUUUUUCCCUCCUGCUUGGUACAAUAGCAGUUACCUCAUUUUUACUAUUUAUGGUGUUCUUGUUUUCUUUUUUUUCUUUUUUCCUAAACAAAUAUGAGAGUUUCAGAUUUUUUAAUGGGUUUUAAUUUGUUUUUCAUUAAAAUACUAUUGUAUUGUUUAACAUGAUGUAGUUUCUUAUGUAUAAUAUCUGUAACCAAAAUCAUUUGAAGGCUUGAUAUAAAGAUUUUUAACAAACA